AUGUCUUCGUCCACCGAAGGUGAUAGACUCAUCUGCCCCGAGUGUCGAGGCUACUGCGACGUUUCAGACAACUGUCCCACGUGUACUGCCGCUGAACCGGCUAUGCUCAAGGCGGAAAUCUCCGAUUCGCAGGACGACACUGCUUUGAAGAUGGCUCCGUCUGCUGAAGAUUCCCCCCAGCAGGAUAAUUCCGACGCUUCAUCUGCCACAGCCAAGGCACCCUCGGCUCCUCAGUCCCCUUCUGCUCCCCAAACGCCCCAAGCUCCGCCUCCCCCUCCUGCCGCUCCAAAGAAAACCUCCAAGACUGUCAAGAAGUCCAAGAAGAUGGAAUCUUCCAGCUCUUCCAGUAACAGCCCACAGAAGGAGAAGUUGACGCCGGCCUGUGCGUCAUGCAAAAAAGCAAAGAGACGGUGCGUGCAUCGCAGCGUUAUUCCAGACGCGGAAGGACAAGGGACUUCCCAGCCCCCCAAGAAGCGCAAGCAGACUGCUGAAUCAGGGGCCAAUCCUAAGAGGGCCCGCAAGGAUUGCGGCGAUGCCAGCGGCGAUAACGAUACUGGGUCUGAAGGGGGGCAGCCCAUCAAGCUCAAGUUUAAGAAUGUCGAAUUCGAGACCGCUAAAACAGGCGAAUCAAGCACACCGAAGAAGAGGGGUAGGCCAUCCAAGACAUUGCCUGGCAAUGCUGAAGUUGGGACUCUGCCUAGUAUGGAGGAAGAGGAGGAAGAAGAAGAAGAAGUCCCACGCAAGCGAGCAAAGGAUAAAAAUUAUGGGUUUCCAAAGGAUAGCCUCCUUGCGGCGUCAAGAGUGACGGCCUUUAAACACUUGGACAAGCAGUUACAAGACAAGAUACUAGACUGCGAGGACAAAUGGAAGGCGGCCAAGGAUACUAUCGAGGAAAUCCGGUAUAUACUGAAUAAAUGGAUGGAGCUUUGGGAACAUGGCAAGGUAUAA
Molecule: messenger RNA, 948 nt
Organism: Aspergillus welwitschiae
Lineage: Eukaryota; Fungi; Ascomycota; Eurotiomycetes; Eurotiales; Aspergillaceae
Exons: 3
Coding region: 1-948 (315 amino acids)
Source: RefSeq, a predicted model, not a curated record